This is a messenger RNA of Candidula unifasciata, 320 nucleotides long. Lineage: Eukaryota; Metazoa; Mollusca; Gastropoda; Stylommatophora; Geomitridae. The record is from the annotation of a GenBank genome assembly.
CUGUGUAAGUAUGUGGGUGUAUGUGUGUGUAUAUAUGUGUGUAUGUGUGUGUGCAUAUAUGUCUGUGUAUGUAGGUGUGUGCAUUUUAUGUUUGUGUAUGUAUACAUGUAUGCAUGUGUGUUCAUAUGUAGCCUAUGUGUGUAUGUAUACAUGCUGAUGUAUGUAUGUGUGCGUAUAUGUAUGUAUGUAUAUGUAUGUAUGUAUGUAUCAGUAUGUGUGUGUGUAUUUAUGCAUGUAUGUGGAUGUAUGUAUGUAUGUAUGUAUGUGUGUAAAGAUGUAGGUGUAUGUAUGCAUGUAUGUGUGUAUGUAUGCAUGCAUGU